UCAUGGUAGAGCGUUCCUUGUGGGUGCACGCGAGUCGCUCCUGUUGAGGCAGGCAGCGAACACCUUGGAUUCCGCCACCUUGCUGGCUGGCACUGGACACAGCACAACUCAUGGCCACUAACUCUGUUAUUCACGUGUCCGUAAAUUAAGUGUUUUUAUGUAAGCUUUAAGUUUAUUAGUGAGUGUUAGCUAUAGUGGUUUUAGAUCUAUCUCCUUUGGAAUUAAACAGCUGAAUGGAAAUAUGCGACAUGAGAAACAAGAUGAUUAUGUGCUAGUGGGUAUUUAACAAUUAUUGCGACAAUGAUAAGACUUUAGGACGUAAAUCGUUCACCAAUCAUGAUUAUAACCUGAAACUAUAUUUAAAAAGUCCCUUUUAUUUGGAGGAGAGUAUGCCAUCCUCCAGUGAGUGUACUUGACUACAUCCACAUGGAGGUGCAGGAAAACAUGACCAUGAGCUCUCAAGUGGAGGAGGGGAUGGAGAUCCACCCAGAGCCCGACCCCCCUUUGGAGGAGAUCAGGAGAAUUCGUGGUUUUCGACGCAGAAUGUCAGAGUCUGCUCGAGAGAUUCCUGGUGAGGGCAUAUCUCGCCUCGCCCGCUUGGGCAAUGGCAUCCGUCGCAGGUUGUCCGGCUCGACGCGCGACGUCUCCACCACAGGGGCAGCCGCCGCAGAUAUGGCUGCCGAAGGCAAAAGUGGUGGUAUUGGCCUUCGAUGCCACCUGUCGGCCUCCAUGAAGGAUCUCCUUCAAGUGGGCAUACUUCGAGGGGAGGGGGAUGGUGAAGGAAUAGGACGGCGACUUUCCCGCCGACUAUCCCUCUUAGCUGGGACAGUGACUACGAGGGCUGACAACACCCGAGGCUCUUUGAGAGCUCGACUUCCUAACCUGCGACGCUCUCGCUCCUUCACUGUGACCGUCAUCCUUCCAGACUCCUCCCACAGGACGGUGAUGGGUGAAAUUCGAACCUUCAAUUUAGCUCAAAUGAUGGACAUGUCUUCUUCUGUAAGUAAAGAAUGA
This is a messenger RNA of Procambarus clarkii (red swamp crayfish), 1014 nucleotides long. NCBI's taxonomy places the organism in Eukaryota, Metazoa, Arthropoda, Malacostraca, Decapoda, Cambaridae. The record is from RefSeq and is a predicted model, not a curated record.